Messenger RNA from Pecten maximus, 1998 nucleotides. RefSeq names its product multidrug and toxin extrusion protein 2-like. The transcript is spliced from 18 exons. NCBI's taxonomy places the organism in Eukaryota, Metazoa, Mollusca, Bivalvia, Pectinida, Pectinidae. Gene Ontology annotation, molecular function: antiporter activity; xenobiotic transmembrane transporter activity. The record is from RefSeq and is a predicted model, not a curated record. Bases 127 to 1998 code for a protein of 623 amino acids. Gene Ontology annotation, biological process: xenobiotic detoxification by transmembrane export across the plasma membrane. Gene Ontology annotation, cellular component: membrane.
GAAAAUCGCCAGAACAGAUACAUGUACUAUACACAACUGUACCAGUUACUCCCUGUUAUUACGAGGACGAGGCUGUAGUCUGUUGAUCUUCCAACUCAGUUAGUGAUAUCAGAACUUAUAAUCGUUAUGUCAAGUGAAAUGGAAGAGAAGGAAAACAAUGAUGGAUGUUCGAAAUGUGCCAAUACCUUGUGUCGAGAUGGAUUUAAAAGCGAGUUGAAGGUUCAGUUAGGCAUCGCUUUGCCCGUGGCUGUUACACAGUUGCUGCAGUUCCUAGUACUUCUUGUCAGUCUGACAUUUUGUGGUCACCUCGGAAAGGAGACACUGGAUGGCGUGGCACUGGCGACCACGGUAAUCAAUGUAACAGGGAAUUCCGUGAUGAUGGGCCUAGGUUCGGCAUGCGACACACUCUUCGCGCAGACAUUCGGCAGCACAAACAAGUUCCGGAUGGGAGUGAUUUUACAGAGAAGCCUGAUCAUCAUGGUGCUGUGUGGGUUACCAUGUUGGGCAGUACUGAUGAAUACGGAACACCUCCUCAUCCUUCUGGGACAGAAUGAGUUUGUGGCAAGACAAGCAGGAAAAUACGCUGUUGUCUACAUAGCAGCAUUACCGGGUCAGGUCAUUGCUAUUGUUUUAGCGAAGUAUCUUCAAUCGCAGAGCAUUGUUGUGCCGAGUCUGGUCAUUGCCGUCGUGACAAACCUGAUUAACCUGGGACUGCAUGCGCUGUUUCUGACUGGUCUCCAUUUUGGAAUUAUGGGCGCAGCCCUCUCUGUGGCUCUUACCCAAUGGCUAAUCGUACUAAUAACUUUGGUGUACAUACUUGUCAAGGGCCGACAUAAGGAGACAUGGGGAGGAUGGACUAUGGAAUGCUUCGAUGAAUGGGGUCUCUUCUUUUCGCUGGCGUUACCCGGACUUUUUAUGGUCUGUUUGGAAUGGUGGACUUUUGAAAUACUUUUCUUCAUUGUUGGUACUCUGGGUGUAGUACCCCUAGCCAGUCAUACAAUAGGGUAUAACGCGGCGGCAUUAGCGUUCAUGAUACCCCUCGGUCUGUCUGUGGCCUCCAGUGUCUGCGUGGGAAACCAACUCGGGGCGAAUGAACCAAAAAAGGCCGCCACCGCUGCCAGGGUAGCUAUACUGCUAUCAUUUGUUGUCUCCGUGAUUAUCGCUCUUCUCACGUUGGCAGUUAAUGGGGUUUUACCUCUGAUUUUUACUGAUGAUCCGGCGGUUGUUGAUCUUGCAUCCAAAUUACUCAUGGUCUCGGCGUUGUUUGAAUUGUUCAACUGUGCACAGGGCUCACUUUGUGGCGUCAUCCGAGGUGUUGGUAACCAGAUAUUUGGAGCUGUCACUAACUUUAUAUCCUACUAUGUCGUGGCAUUGCCGAUUUGUAUACCAAUGCUGUUGCUAACCGACAUAGGAGUAUACGGUGCAUGGUGGGGCGUCAUUGUCAGUAGCGCCCUACAGGCAGUUACAUACUUCUUGAAGAUAUUGCGUACCGACUGGGAAAAGGAAGCGGAAAAUGCUCAGAGUCGAGCUGGAUUGGUGGAUAACAAAGGAUCACCAGAUGAUCCUUCCAUUGCCACGAUGAAUGGCCUCAGUGGUAGUAAGAAACGGCUGAUAGAUGAUGACGUCCUUUCUAAUGGAGGGAAUACAAAAAACUACGGAGUCCUAUCUAGCGACGAAUACAUAGAACUGCCUUACAAUAAGUAUUCAGACAACGAAAACUCACAACACGAAGGCAAACUUUGCAGCGACCAAAAACAGAGAUUGAACAGAACAUUGGUGUACAGGAUAGUUUUAGUGUUAAUAUUUGUAGCCAUUUUAGCCGCCGGAGUCGCCAUAAAACUGCAUUUUGAUCAGUACUUAGAAAGUGACGAAACGUUGUGCAGUGUCUACCAUGUUCUAAGCUGUGCCCACGAGGAGCAUGACGUUUCUGGUGUUAGCGAGUUGAAGGUUAACAAAACUGAAAUGUUUGAUAAAUAUCAUCCUCAUACAUUCGGAUGA